Bicyclus anynana (squinting bush brown) is the source of this 1833-nucleotide messenger RNA. RefSeq lists its product as uncharacterized. The record is from RefSeq and is a predicted model, not a curated record. The transcript has a single exon. NCBI's taxonomy places the organism in Eukaryota, Metazoa, Arthropoda, Insecta, Lepidoptera, Nymphalidae. Bases 1 to 1833 code for a protein of 610 amino acids.
AUGCUGGUCGGGUAUCUUAUACUGGUCUGUGUAUUUCCCGUAUACCAGUCCAGACUUCUAUAUGAAGAAUCCCCUGAUAUACUUUUCCAAAAAUGCGUAAGCGAUAUUAUAAAAACGUAUUUUAAUGACUACAAAGAAUUAUCAAUCAUUGACAUGAACACCGACAAUGAAGAAAUCCUUAAGAUAGUUAAUAAUGCUUACGUAACCAUACUAAUACGGAAACCAGAUUGCAGAAGUAAUAUUGAAAACGAGGCAUACUUCGUAGCAGCCGGGAGCAGCAAUGAAUUCAUAAACGAUUUCCCCGAAUUAGUGGAAGAAGUUUUUUGGAAACCACACGCGAAGUUCUUGAUCAUGAUAAAAAAUUUAAAGAAGAACCAUUUAACGAAAAUAUUCAACCUCCUGUUGAAAUAUCAUGUAAUUAAUGUACUGAUAAUGAACGAAAGCGCCGACCCCGAACUCUAUACAUACAAUCCGUUAGAGAACUACAGAUGCGGCCACCAAUACGACAGAAUCAUCGAAUACGGCAAAUGUUCGAUGUCAAAACAAAAUUUGUUUCCCGAUAAAUUCGUAACAGGUCUUAGAAACUGCACAUUCAAAGUUGCCAUCCCCCAUUGGGGUCCGUAUGCGAUAAAUCCUGAAAAACAAAGUAAUAUAAAACAUCCAGGAGUCGAAGAGGCCAUGUUAACAGAAAUAGGCAAAUUGGAAGAUUUUAAAAUCCAGUUCAUUCACACUAACGAUGGUGAAGAAUUUUCAACAAUAAAGGAGGAUUUUACAGCAGUGGGUCCUUUGUAUAUGCUCCAAAGCCGACAAGUGGAUAUGAUAAUGGGCGGGAUGUUGUUGACUCAUCAUAGGGCUAAAGCGUUUGACUACAUUUGGGAUCACCUCGCUUAUACGGAUGAAGUUUCAUAUCAAGUCAAAAAAUCAACGGCAGUUGCACAAUGGAAAAACAUAUACUUGGAAUUCGACGCGAUAGUUUGGACAGUUUUCAUUUGCGCUUUUCUCGUUUACUUCACCAUCUUUGUCAUCUUCGUCCGCCCGAAGGAUAAGGGCCUAAUCGUUCUAAAGAUGGUUGGAUAUUUGUUCCUUGCUGGAAACAGACUAAAAGGGAACUUCUUCACUAGAUACCUUUUCAUUCACUGGGUUUUAUUCGCUUACAUCAUAAACGUAUACUACGUGUCUAAUCUAGUGAGUCUCACGACCAAUCCGUUCGAGAAUUACCAAGUAUGUAGCGAAGAAGACCUGACGAAAUACAACAUGAAACCUUGCGUGAGUCGCGUUAUGAAUAAUUACUUGGCAUCCGUGGGUAUGAAUGAUUCCGUUCCGGUAAAUGGAGUAAAAGGAUGCGAAUCACUUUUGGACAGUAUCAAGACUGUCAGUGAAUCGGAGGAUUUGUUUACGAUAGUCAUUCGUUCUAUUUAUAGGUAUAAUAAGUACAAAUACUUCGACAAAUUCGGUGACGAAAUGAUCUACACUUUCAAAAAGCCUAUCACUAAAGCGGUGUAUGCUAUUUAUUUGUAUAAAGGAUUUCCGAUGCUGCACAAAUUACAUUUGCAAGCGAUGAGGAUGAGAGAAAACGGUCUCAUUGAUAAUUAUUUAAACAACCUGUACUGGGAGAAUCGUCUUUAUAACGAUUUUAAGAUUAAGAACCAAUCCAACAAAGUCAAUAUCAACGUACCGUGGCAGAUAUUACUUUUUGGAUACAUACUAUCUGGGUUAGUGUUCUGUAUGGAAAUCAUUUGGAAAAAAUUUUGGCUAACAGAUGUUGUGUUCUGCUCUAGAUAUUUAAUUGCACAAAAAGUAAAUUGUAAUAUUAAACGCACCACAACGGUCUAA